Vavraia culicis subsp. floridensis is the source of this 1897-nucleotide messenger RNA. RefSeq lists its product as uncharacterized. NCBI's taxonomy places the organism in Eukaryota, Fungi, Microsporidia, Pleistophoridae. The transcript has a single exon. Gene Ontology annotation, biological process: meiotic cell cycle; mitotic cell cycle; cytoplasmic microtubule organization. The coding region runs from base 1 to 1863 and encodes 620 amino acids. Gene Ontology annotation, cellular component: gamma-tubulin complex; spindle pole; centrosome. Gene Ontology annotation, molecular function: gamma-tubulin binding; microtubule minus-end binding. The record is from RefSeq and is a predicted model, not a curated record.
AUGCAAGAAAAACUGGAUUCGCUCGUAAACGAAUUUUUUAAAUUGCACAAUACAAAAGCAGAGACAUCAUUCCUCAACUACCUUCGAUUGUAUCUUGAACCAAGCAAAGAUAUCGCAGUAUCAACCAAUGACGUACUUUGCAUAGCUAAAAGACAUGGCCUGGACAUCAAUCUGAGCAUUUUUUCACCUACAGAGAUUAAACUGAUCUAUGUGCUUUGUAAGUUGGCCAGUAUUCGCAGGAAAAGACCGAAAAUAAUGCAAAAAAAUAGAAGUAAUCUCAAGAAGAUCGCAUUAGGCCUAGAGACCGUGGAAAAGUACAAGCUGGACGUGCAACAAAGUGAAAUAUUGCAAACUUUGCAGAACAACGCGGUCAUCUAUACAAAAUUCAAAAAUUUAACGGAUGGCCAGACCAUGUCGCAACUACAUUUUUACAAAAUAGCAAAGGAUAAGGCAAAAGAGUUUGAGAUGCAGGUGCUUAUUCUUAACGAGGAGGAUAUUCUGGCGUUUUAUGUUCAGCUGAAGCCGCACAUCAAAACAUUCAUUCUCCUCGAUCAGAUAAACGGUCACUUCCAAGAUACCAAAAAUCCUUACAAUUUCUUAAAAUUUUACAGCCGUGAUUUCUUCGCGAAAGAAGAUUCGUUGAUAUACAACAUAGUGAGUAAUUGCACGAAGCAGCUUAAUAUCAAUUUAAAUGAAUGGCUGGUCAAGGGACAGUUCACUGAUUACGCAAGAGAAUUUUUCAUUACAAAAAAUUCAAAUGAUUUUUGGUUGUCGUACAAUGUUGACACAGGGAUGCUGCCCUUUUUCAUUUCAGCAGAAAUUGCACAAAAAAUUCUCUACAUCGGUAAGGUUAGCAAUCUUUUAGAGAGAAUAUCGAACGAUCUUAAGGUAGAUUAUUCCAAGGAAGUGCCAGACAGUUUGAAGACUGUUACCGGUGAUCAGUAUGUAUUGGACAUCCGUCCUCACGACGCUAAGGCGAUGGACGUAUCAUAUGAUCGCACGGUUAGCGACCACACGCAAGUUGUUCAGGUCCUUGAUAGAAACUUCGAAAACAUCAUCAAUGACAAGCUCUUAAUCGCAGACCGACAGGUAAAAGCCCUUUUUCUUCCGAGAUGUCAAAUCAUCGAAUACUUGCAGUUCUGCAAGGACACCUUUUUCUUCGCACGAAACGAUUUCAUAGAGCAUCUCCUCUUCCACAUGAAAGGUAUCAAUAAGAGCAAUUUGUGUAGAAGAAGCUAUUCGUUCGUUCUAGAUAGCGCAAUCAUGUCGUCCUUCAAACAAAUUAACAAAAUCACGUCCACACUGGAUAUGUGUGUUCUAAAGGAUGAAGAUUUCUCGCUGUUCUGUCAUUUCGACUUUCCGGUCAAUGUGGUCAUCGAGAAGGACGUUGUUAUGAUUUUCUUGAGCAUCUUUAAGUACCUGUGGAAAAUAAAGCGAGUUGAGCACUUUCUGAGAAAAUUGAAAGAGAAGGAGAACAGUGAGCUCGCCAACACCGUCCGGCUCAAUAAGUGGUACGUUAUGAUUCAGAAAAUAUUUUUCUAUUUCUCAUACGAAAUUAUUGAGAAAAAUUACGUAGAGUUGUUAAGCAUUGUAGAUAAUAAAAUGUUUGUGGUCGAUGAGCUGCGUAAGGGAGUAAAAAAAUUUCUACGAAACGUUAUAAAUGGCAUAUUUCAAGAGAAUGGAAGUGGAAAAGAGCAAAUGGACAUUUUCAUCAAUGUUUUGGAGCAGGAGUGCCUCAAUUAUAGGAAGUAUGGACGGGUAUUUGAUGAUAGCCAUAUAAAGAAAAAUUUAGAGGAUCUUAUGGUCGUGGUGAACGACAGAAUCGAGAAUACCACGCUGUUCAACAUUGCAGCAUACGUAUAGUUAAAGUAAAGUGUAAAUGAUAUGUUAUAUCGUG